AUGAGGUAUGCCUUCUCAGAGGACGGUGGCCCAACCAUCAUCCCCAAACCAGAUCCCAACAUUCCUAUUGGUCAGCGAGACGGCCCCAGUGAGCCCAGGUCAGUUCAGCAGGGAGCCCAGGUCAGUUCAGCAGGGAGCCCAGGUCAGUUCAGCUGGGAGCCCAGGUCAGUUCAGGUCAGUUCAGCUGGGGGCCCAGGUCAGUUCAGCAGGGAGCCCAGGUCAGUUCAGCUGGGAGCCCAGGUCAGUUCAGGUCAGUUCAGCUGGGAGCCCAGGUCAGUUCAGCUGGGAGCCCAGGUCAGUUCAGGUCAGUUCAGCUGGGGGCCCAGGUCAGUUCAGCAGGGAGCCCAGGUCAGUUCAGCUGGGAGCCCAGGUCAGUUCAGCUGGGGGCCCAGGUCAGUUCAGCUGGGAGCCCAGGUCAGUUCAGCAGGGAGCCCAGGUCAGUUCAGCAGGGAGCCCAGGUCAGUUCAGGUCAGUUCAGCUGGGAGCCCAGGUCAGUUCAGCAGGGGGCCCAGGUCAGUUCAGCAGGGAGCCCAGGUCAGUUCAGCAGGGAGCCCAGGUCAGUUCAGCAGGGAGCCCAGGUCAGUUCAGCUAGGAGCCCAGGUCAGUUCAGCUGGGAGCCCAGGUCAGUUCAGCAGGGAGCCCAGGUCAGUUCAGGUCAGUUCAGCUGGGAGCCCAGGUCAGUUCAGCUGGGGAGCCCAGGUCAGUUCAGCAGGGAGCCCAGGUCAGUUCAGCUGGGAGCCCAGGUCAGUUCAGCUGGGAGCCCAGGUCAGUUCAGGUCAGUUCAGCUGGGAGCCCAGGUCAGUUCAGCAGGGAGCCCAGGUCAGUUCAGGUCAGUUCAGCUGGGAGCCCAGGUCAGUUCAGCUGGGAGCCCAGGUCAGUUCAGCAGGGAGCCCAGGUCAGUUCAGCAGGGAGCCCAGGUCAGUUCAGCUAGGAGCCCAGGUCAGUUCAGCUGGGAGCCCAGGUCAGUUCAGCAGGGAGCCCAGGUCAGUUCAGCUGGGGAGCCCAGGUCAGUUCAGCAGGGAGCCCAGGUCAGUUCAGCUGGGAGCCCAGGUCAGUUCAGCUGGGAGCCCAGGUCAGUUCAGCUGGGGAGCCCAGGUCAGUUCAGCUGGGAGCCCAGGUCAGUUCAGGUCAGUUCAGCUGGGGGCCCAGGUCAGUUCAGCUGGGAGCCCAGGUCAGUUCAGGUCAGUUCAGCAGGGAGCCCAGGUCAGUUCAGCUGGGAGCCCAGGUCAGUUCAGCAGGGAGCCCAGGUCAGUUCAGCUGGGAGCCCAGGUCAGUUCAGGUCAGUUCAGCAGGGAGCCCAGGUCAGUUCAGCAGGGAGCCCAGGUCAGUCCAGGUCAGUUCAGCAGGGAGCCCAGGUCAGUUCAGCUGGGAGCCCAGGUCAGUUCAGCUGGGGGCCCAGGUCAGUUCAGCAGGGAGCCCAGGUCAGUUCAGCAGGGAGCCCAGGUCAGUUCAGCUGGGAGCCCAGGUCAGUUCAGCAGGGAGCCCAGGUCAGUUCAGCAGGGAGCCCAGGUCAGUUCAGCAGGGGCCCAGGUCAGUUCAGCUGGGAGGUCAGUUCAGCUGGGGGCCCAGGUCAGUUCAGCUGGGGAGCCCAGGUCAGUUCAGCAGGGAGCCCAGGUCAGUUCAGCUGGGAGCCCAGGUCAGUUCAGCUGGGAGCCCAGGUCAGUUCAGGUCAGUUCAGCUGGGGGCCCAGGUCAGUUCAGCUGGGGGCCCAGGUCAGUUCAGCUGGGGAGCCCAGGUCAGUUCAGCUGGGAGCCCAGGUCAGUUCAGGUCAGUUCAGCUGGGGGCCCAGGUCAGUUCAGCUGGGAGCCCAGGUCAGUUCAGGUCAGUUCAGCUGGGGGCCCAGGUCAGUUCAGCUGGGAGCCCAGGUCAGUUCAGCUGGGAGCCCAGGUCAGUUCAGCUGGGAGCCCAGGUCUGUUCAGCAGGGAGCCCAGGUCAGUUCAGCUAGGAGCCCAGGUCAGUUCAGGUCAGUUCAGCUGGGGGCCCAGGUCAGUUCAGCUGGGAGCCCAGGUCAGUUCAGCAGGGAGCCCAGGUCAGUUCAGCAGGGAGCCCAGGUCAGUUCAGCUGGGAGCCCAGGUCAGUUCAGCUGGGACUCCAGGUCAGUUCAGCUGGGAGCCCAGGUCAGUUCAGGUCAGUUCAGCAGGGAGCCCAGGUCAGUUCAGCUGGGAGCCCAGGUCAGUUCAGCUGGGAGCCCAGGUCAGUUCAGCAGGGAGCCCAGGUCAGUUCAGCUGGGAGCCCAGGUCAGUUCAGCUGGGAGCCCAGGUCAGUUCAGCUAGGAGCCCAGGUCAGUUCAGGUCAGUUCAGCUGGGAGCCCAGGUCAGUUCAGCUGGGAGCCCAGGUCAGUUCAGCUGGGAGCCCAGGUCAGUUCAGGUCAGUUCAGCUGGGAGCCCAGGUCAGUUCAGCAGGGAGCCCAGGUCAGUUCAGCUGGGGAGCCCAGGUCAGUUCAGCUGGGAGCCCAGGUCAGUUCAGCUAGGAGCCCAGGUCAGUUCAGGUCAGUUCAGCUGGGAGCCCAGGUCAGUUCAGGUCAGUUCAGCAGGGAGCCCAGGUCAGUUCAGCUGGGAGCCCAGAUCAGUUCAGCAGGGAGCCCAGGUCAGUUCAGCUGGGAGCCCAGGUCAGUUCAGGUCAGUUCAGCUGGGAGCCCAGGUCAGUUCAGCAGGGAGCCUAGGUCAGUUCAGCUGGGGAGCCCAGGUCAGUUCAGCUGGGAGCCCAGGUCAGUUCAGCUAG
Salvelinus namaycush (lake trout) is the source of this 2721-nucleotide messenger RNA. RefSeq names its product glutenin, high molecular weight subunit DX5-like. The coding region runs from base 1 to 2721 and encodes 906 amino acids. The transcript is spliced from 3 exons. The record is from RefSeq and is a predicted model, not a curated record. Lineage: Eukaryota; Metazoa; Chordata; Actinopteri; Salmoniformes; Salmonidae.